UUUAUAUUUCUACCUGGAUGGCACGAAGGGAUUGAUCGAGAAACAGUCAUGAACAUUCUAAACUCAAUACCCCAGGUGGGAGAUCAAAAGAAAAAUAUUUUUAUUGCUGAUGAAUACUUUGGAGAUACAGAAGAUCCUGAGACCAUCAGAGAUGGACUCACUGAAAUGUUUGGUGAUGUAGUGAUCGUUAAACCAACUCUGUUUGCAGCCAGUUUACACAGAGAUGCUGGUUUGCCAGUGUACUUGUAUGAAUUUAGCCAUCGUCCAAGAGUAUAUGGGGACUCAAGAGCAAAAUUUGUGAAAGCAGAUCAUGCUGAUGAAAUUGGAUUUGUGUUUGGAGGCUGCUUUUGGGAUGGUCACCUGAAAUUCAAUGGUAAGCACAGUUUCAGAGAAAAUGUGGAUAACAUGUCAGUUAUUUAAAACAUUCAUUGUAAUUCUUCAUGUAGAAUAAAAUCCUUCAGUACAUUUUUCUUUCCAUCCAUCUCUUUAUCAUCGCUGAAUAGAUUACGUCACUCUCCAGAAACAUUCUGUAAUUGCUCACAGGUCACUCAAGAGAUAUAAUCCCUUAAGUGUAUCCUGGGUUGUUUUUUAGUGGGCCAUGACCGAUAAGUCUCAUGUGGGAGAUUCUCACUGAAUGCCACAAUCACCACACCUGGCUUUUCUAAAUCCAGAGUAGGAGAAGUUGUACAAUAAAGUCCUCCUGUACUGCUAAGCUCCUCUUCCUGCCACUGAAAGUGAAUCCAAUAACACAGUGCAGGAACCUUAUUUUGGGCCCCUACUGUUCACAGUGUUAUUCUUCUUUCACAGUCCAAAGCUAAAACAAAUUAAAAGAUUCAUCUGAGGGCUUUUGGGAGGUUUGCUUUCAGGAGGGGUCAAGGUCACUGGUCUGGAGGCGGAGUAGUUAGCCAGCCUGUACAUUCUCUUCUUACCUG
Polypterus senegalus (gray bichir) is the source of this 932-nucleotide messenger RNA. RefSeq names its product carboxylesterase 5A-like. NCBI's taxonomy places the organism in Eukaryota, Metazoa, Chordata, Cladistia, Polypteriformes, Polypteridae. The record is from RefSeq and is a predicted model, not a curated record. The transcript is spliced from 3 exons. The annotation marks the transcript as partial.